Messenger RNA from Cylindrotheca closterium, 1986 nucleotides. Lineage: Eukaryota; Bacillariophyta; Bacillariophyceae; Bacillariales; Bacillariaceae. The record is from the annotation of a GenBank genome assembly.
AUGCAGGAAAUACAGAAAGGAGAUGGAGCUGGAGUUGAUGCUCCUCCUUUUCCUUCACUACGUGCAUUGGACUUUGAUGUGGCUGACUUGUGGUGUCACUCUGUCUUGGAACAGCCCAUAGAUAGCAACGUAGAAGCUCUAUUUGAAGAAUUGGAAAAGAUCAUCCCUCGAUUAACGCCAUUGAAUGCCAGUGAUGAGGAUAACGAAGACAUGACCGGGGCGUCCAAUCCCGAUGCAGCAACGGCAAAGGCAAGGAAGACGGAACACCUCGUCGGCAUACGGAUGCGCAUGUUGGAAGUCUUGCAAGAUGUUUUGACCUUGCAAUUUGAGCAGGAUGAAAUGGAAGGGAGCGAGACCCAGACCUCAAGUCCAUCUGCACAAUUGGUCUUUCCCAAUCCUGGUGCGACUGUUGAAACUAUUUCAACUAUUCGAGACCGACUGCGAUGGUUGUUUGAAAAGCUGAAAGCAAUGAAACGACAGAGCAAUGGCGAUGGCUACCAUCGACUUCGUCGGUCCCUCUUGGCAGUGGAACAAGUCUUGGACUUUGAAGCAAAAUUGACCACUAUGAGCAACGACAAGGGUCCUACCCCAACAUCAAAAGGCAAAGGGGCUUCGGCCACCAAAUCACUUACAACCAAGAACAAAUGGCUAGAUCAGCUUUCCGAAAUGUUGAAAUCCUUGACCAAGACCUUUUUGGAGGACGACGUUCCUGUCCCAGAUGCACUAGCAUCAGUCGCCUCCUUUGUCCUUCAACUGGUGAUAAACCAUGACACAGAAUCAACUCCUCCUAGUCCAUCGCCUCUUACCCAGGAUGAUUCGGUCAUUGGUGAUGGUCACGAUUUAAGUGAGGGAGUGAGCGAGGAAGAUAUUGUCAAGGUACAGCAGGGAUUGCAAAACUUGUAUGGCCGACCAGCAUCGCCCUUUUACAUUGCGCAAUUGCAAGAAGAUGCCCGACAACUGUUACUAAAUUGGAGCACCCAAGAUUUAGAGAUUCCAAAAUUGAUACAAUUGGGAUACUUGACAGGAAAGCAGGUCACAACUAAAGGUUCUACCACUUCAUUCAACACUGUGGUACAAGCUGCCGGGGCUGAUGUAGAAACGCAGAAUGAAUCGGUUGAACCAGCCAAUAAUGGAGCAACGAACCAAGAGAAAGAAGUAGUGGCAAGACGUCCACAAAAUGACUUGGACUCAGAGGCUACUCUUAUCGACACACUCCGCAAGAACAGCCAAGGGCGUACCUCCGAAGUGGUUGGCCAAAUAUGGGGAAAGUCGAAAAGGCGACGCAAUGUAGAUACGAACGGCAUUCUUGUGGCGACUUUACACGGGGAUGGCGAAGACGAUGGAGGCGGAAAACAAGGAGCUAUGGUUCGCAAACAGAAGGGCCGCGAUAAUUCAAGGGCCAAAGCGAAAGAUCCACCCGCUGCAAUUGCAGCUAGCAGUACAACAAGUACAAGUAAUCGAAGGACGACGAGUCCGUCAAAGCUCAAGCCACCUCCAGUGUAUCCAUCCCAAUUCAAUCCAGAGCCAAGUACAAGUAAUCGAAGGACGACGAGUCCGUCAAAGCCCAAGCCCCCUCCAGUAUAUCCAUCCCAAGUCAAUCCAGCGCCCUCACCAGUAACAUCGCAAGUGAGCAACGCGGAAGACGAGGAUAGCCUCAAGCAAAGAGCAUUUAGCAACAAGCAAAUUGCUAACAGUCGAGCUUCCUAUCCCACACAAAAGACUAGAACUGAUGUACCAAAAAGUACGAGUUCCAAGCGCAGCCGGUCUCAAGAGCCUGGUUUCGCCAAGAAACAAUCACGAAAGAAGCGAAAGAGAAGGUUAGUUCCAACCCGAGCCGAUGUCCUCGAGGCAAUUAGUCAAGGCAUUGCUACCUAUGGCUUUGGAAACUGGACCAUGAUUCAAAAGCGGUCGGGAGGUAUUCUGAAGCACAUGACGGGGACGGAUAUUAAGAAAGCGGCAGAGGAAGUGACAGCUCUAAAGGUCUAG